Melopsittacus undulatus (budgerigar) is the source of this 1119-nucleotide messenger RNA. RefSeq names its product neudesin neurotrophic factor (gene NENF). Bases 16 to 507 code for a protein of 163 amino acids. The record is from RefSeq and is a predicted model, not a curated record. Gene Ontology annotation, cellular component: endoplasmic reticulum; membrane; endomembrane system. Lineage: Eukaryota; Metazoa; Chordata; Aves; Psittaciformes; Psittaculidae. The transcript has 4 exons.
CCCGAGCUCCGCGGCAUGGCGGCCGGUGCGGCCCGGCUGCUGCUGGCCGCGCUGCUCGGUGCGCUGCCGGCCCAGGCCGAGCGGGAGCUGCGGUUCCGGCCGCCGGCCGAGGCCCCGGUGCGGCUCUUCACCGAGCCCGAGCUGGCCAGAUACGACGGGCAGCAGGAAGGGCAGCCCAUUUACCUGGCAGUGAAGGGAGUAGUGUUUGAUGUCACUUCUGGCAAAGAGUUUUAUGGAAAAGGAGCCCCCUACAAUGCUUUGGUUGGGAAAGACUCAACACGAGGAGUUGCAAAGAUGUCUCUGGAUCCAGCAGAUCUGACGCAUGACAUAACAGGACUCACAGAAGAGGAACUGAAGUCCCUGGAUGAUAUCUUCAAUAAUGUUUAUAAGGCCAAAUACCCAAUUGUUGGCUAUACUUCUCGACGAAUCCUGAAUGAGGAUGGCAGCCCCAACCUAGCCUUCAAACCUGAAGAUCAGCCACAUUUCAACAUUAAGGAUGAGUUUUGAGUUCCUAGGGAAUAUUAUCUCGAUUCCCUGUUCUCUGAGGUUCAUUACAGCAAUUAGCUCCCAUGUGUCAAUUUUCUGUUCAGAAAACGACUUAUGUGUGUACACACAUAGUUCAGAGGAAACAAACAGAUCUGGAUCAGUGUCAUACACUUGGGCUCUUUGCUCUGGAUUACAGGAACUAUUUCAUAUGAGAGUUCUUUCUGCCUGGGUUUCACUGUUUACGAAUGUGUAAUGUAAAAUUACAUUAUGUAGAAGAGACAAGGAAGUUUUUAACAGUUGAAACAUGACUGGUUUUCUUUAAAUCCCAAGUUGUUUCCCACUCUUUGGAAAAGUGUGAAUGCUUCAUCUAACACCUUGCCACAAUGCCUUGAGCUAACAGCAGUUCUCUGUGCUUCAAGUGAGUGUAGGUAUCAGAUGUACAGACAGGUGUAAUAGAGGCUUCCAUUUUAAAAAGCACUGUGGGACUUAAUAUUUGAUAAUACUGAAUCUCGCAUCAGAUUUGAGAGUACUGAAUCUGAACCCACUCCAUUUCUUCAAAUGCAGUUACUGUAGAAUAUUUAGGCCAAGCCUACAGCUGUAAAGCAAGGAAAAUAAAUCUUUUUUCCCCCAUGA